Molecule: messenger RNA, 1722 nt
Organism: Fusarium redolens
Lineage: Eukaryota; Fungi; Ascomycota; Sordariomycetes; Hypocreales; Nectriaceae
Exons: 1
Coding region: 1-1722 (573 amino acids)
Biological process (GO): transmembrane transport; carbohydrate transport
Cellular component (GO): membrane
Molecular function (GO): carbohydrate:proton symporter activity
Source: RefSeq, a predicted model, not a curated record
AUGAGUUAUCACGACCGGAAGAACAGCGAUCCCCAAGAGGGUAGUAUUGCGCCAAGCUACCAUGAGCUCGAAACAACAAGAAGAUGGCAGACAAUCCCCCAAGAAGAUGAAGACAUCACAACUUAUGAUCCCUACACACCCCAAAUCACACGACAAGACUCAACCACCAAACAAGACCCGCCGCCUCAACAAGAUGAUGAAGAAGCUCAGAUGCCACUGCGCCAGGCACUGAAAAAAUACCCCAAGAUUGCAGGAUACUGCCUCGCCAUGACAGUCCCCGUCAUCGGCUGGGGUUACGAUCUCGUCAUCGUCGGCGCCGUCGCAAGCGUCGAUACCUUCAAAGCAGACUACGGAUCAAAAAUCGACGGUGAAAUGGAUAUUCCCGGUAACUGGCUAUCCCUCUGGCUUGGUCUUCCGCCCGCCGGUGCAGCUCUCGGAGGCUUCUUGGGCGGAUGGCUACAGAAUCGCUUUGGACGAAAACUUACGCUUUUAUUCGGAACGAUCAUUUCUGUUAUUGCUAUUGCUUGCAUUUUCUUCUCGCAUAUGCCUGAACCGCUUGAUACGAAGCGCAUGCUCCUCACUGCUGGUUUGACGAUUCAGGGUUUUUCGGUCGGUGUUAUCAAGACGACGUGCGUUACGUGGGUGUCUGAGAAUACACCGACGGCUUUGCGUGGAUCAGCUAUGGCUUUGUUUCCGGUCUUCACAUUGCUUGGUCAACUCAUUGGUCUUGCUGUUAUCAAGUUCAUCAAUGACAUCGAGAGCAGUAGUGGCUAUCUCGGUGCUUUCGGAUCACAGUGGAUUCUCUCCCUCGGCCCUUUCAUUCUUUCUAUCGUCAUGCCUGAAAGUCCUGCUCAUUUGAUCAGAACUGGACAAGAACAGAGGGCCAUCAAAUCGGCAACUCGACUGUUCGCACCUAGGGUCAGCCCAUAUGGUGCACUUGAGCGAAUUCGGGCUACAAUUGAAGAAGAAAAGGCGAUAACCGCGUCAGUAAACUACUGGUCUUGUCUAAAGGGUACGAACCUUCGAAGAACUCUCAUUGUUGUAUUGGCUUCCAUCAUGCCUGCGCUUUUCGGUCUGGAACUGCUCUCUAAUGCCAGUGUCUUCUUGACGUCACUGGGCAUGAAGUCAGGCUAUGCUAUCAUGUUCACACUCGCCGGUGUAGUCGCCGGAAUGCUCGCCAACGGUCUCGGGUUCUGGCUCCUUUCCCGCGCUGGUCGUCGCAGUUUGACCUUGUUCUCAUUGGCAUCUUCAACCCUCCUUUAUGGAGCUAUGGGCGUGACUGGCUUUUGGAGAAGCGAGACCCUUACUUGGGCCACUGGAGGGAUCAUGACAGCUGUUAUUGUCGUCUGUGGUAUGGGUGCAUGGCCUGCUGGAUAUGCCAUCCUGGGAGAAACCAGUUCUCUUCAACUUCGGUCUCUCACACAGGGCUUGGCUGGUAUCGCCGAGAAAGGCUUUUCUAUCAUGUUGGCUGUUGUUUUGCCCAUGCUAUUCAGCCGAGAUAAGGCGGCUCUGGGUGGAAAGACUGGGUUCUUGUUCUGCGGGCUUUGUCUGGUCGGUACUGUUUUGACCUGGUUCUUUAUCCCUGAGAUGAAGGGAAGGAGUGCGAUUGAGAUUGAUCACAUGUUUGAGAUGAGAUUACCGGCGAGAAGGUUCAAGGGCUUCAAGAUGGAGGUGCAUGAAGUUCAAGAAGCUUCUCCUCUCGCAUCAAAUGCUAACUUAUAG